GGGCUGCUCCUGUGGUCACUCUUGUGUCACCUGCACAGAUGCUCCCGCAGGUGGGACAGCACAAGGUGUCCCAGUGGCCCUGCACCAGCACAGGUCUGCUUUGGGACACCUGCACAGCUCGUUUGGGGCUGUGGCUGAAGCCUGCACUGGGUACAGUCCUGGGAGGGUAAAGCAACAUGGGAGCUGGCACAUCCACGGGUGGGGGCAACUCUGGUUCCUUUGUGGUUUUGGAGCAGCUCUCCAGAGGUGAUCAUUUUCACUCAUCGAGGGCUGGAGGGGCACAGAGCAUCACUGGGAAUGGGCACCAAGAGGGAGGCCAUGCCACUUCGGCAGCCACAGUGCAGGGUGGUGAGACGGGAAGGCAGUAUUCAUGGGGACUGGCUGGGAGACGGGCACUGGGCUCCGCAGCACCCUGGUGCCACAGUGUGGGGUGGCACAUGGAUGUUACCUGAAGGACGGCAAUUAUUUUAUAUUAAAUAAAGCAAUGCUGUUCUGGCUCAGCACCAGCACUGUCUGUGAAGAGGAAAUGCCACGUUUCAAUGCGAGAGAGACGGCAGCUCCCAGUUGUGUGCACACUGGCCUAGUUUCUGAUGUCAACAGCCCAAGCCCCCCAGCCCUGGCUGGACCCACGCAGCCCAUGCCAAGCGUGCCAGCCCUUUGCGGCCACUGCAGGACAGCGACAGGGGUACACGUGAGCCAGCAGGACUUAAGCCUGUGCACAAACUAUCAGCAUCUGCUCACCACUCCUUGUUGCUGUGGCUCCACACGCCCAGACAGCAAAGCUCCGCUUAAACCCGGGUGGCGGGUCCCUGUCCCCGGAUCCCCGGCGCAGCUCAGCCCGGCGCCGGGGCAGCUCCGGUGUGGCUCCGGUGCGGCUCCGGUGUGGCUCCAGCACCACCCAGCGCCCGCCGCGCCGCACGGACCCGCGGGGGGACCCGCUGAGCCUCCCCGGGGACACCCCAUCUCCACGGCCCUGCCUGCCUUGGUGUCCCCCCCGCGCCCGCGAUGCGGCCACCAAAAGCGCGAUGGCUUUAGGGGUGCGCAGUGGGUGACAUGCUCAGGGUCCCACCCGUGGGUCCGGGCACCCCGGGCAGUCCCUCCCCCGCCCAGCGGCUCUGCUGAGCGCUGGGAACCGCAGCCGGGAACGAGAGGGCAGGGAAAAUCGGGCUUUCCACCGCACCGCACCGGCUUCGGCCCCGGCUGUCCCGGUUGUUCUCGUGUCCCGGCUGUUCCAGCUGUCCCAGUGUCCCGUGGGUCCCCGCUGUCCCGGGGGUCCCGGCCGGGCGGUGCUCCGCAGACCCCCCCGCCCCGCCGGGACGGCCCCCUCGGGCGGGGGCAGCGGGGGCGGCCCCGCACACCUGGAACACGGCGCUAAGCCCCGGCCCCCCGUUUCCUGCCCGCGCUCCUCCCCCGGCUCCCCCGGGCCCCGCACGGCCAAAGCCGCCCGGCCCGACCCGGCCACUCAUACCCAGCGCGGCCCGAGCCCGGCGGGACGUGCCGGAGCGGAGGAGAGGCACGAGAUUCCCUAGAAGAUGGGCGACUGGGGUUUCCUAGAGAAACUUCUGGACCAGGUCCAGGAGCACUCGACUGUGAUCGGGAAGAUCUGGCUCACCGUGCUCUUCAUCUUCCGCAUCCUCAUCCUGGGCUUGGCUGGGGAGUCCGUCUGGGGGGACGAGCAGUCGGAUUUUGUGUGCAACACCAAGCAGCCGGGCUGCACCAAUGUCUGCUAUGACAAAGCUUUCCCCAUCUCCCACAUCCGCUACUGGGUGCUCCAGUUCCUCUUUGUCAGUACCCCAACCCUGAUUUACCUCGGCCACGUUGUCUAUCUCUCCCGGAAGGAGGAGAAGCUGAAGCAACAGGAGAGCGAGCUUCGGGCUAUUCACAGCAAGGACCCGAAGAUCGAGCAGGCCCUGGCAGCCGUGGAGAAGAAGAUGUCCAAGAUCUAUGUGACUGAGGACGGGCGGCUCAAGAUUCGAGGGGCGCUGAUGUGGACGUACAUCAUCAGUGUGAUCUGCAAGAGCAUCUUUGAGGCUGGCUUCCUCGUUGGCCAGUGGUACCUGUACGGCUUCUCCAUGGUGCCCCGCUACGUGUGCAAGAGGGACCCCUGUCCCCAUCAGGUGGACUGCUUUAUUUCCCGCCCCACUGAGAAGAGCAUCUUCAUCAUCUUCAUGCUGGUGAUGGGGCUGGUCUCCUUAGUCCUGAACCUCCUGGAGCUUUUCCAUCUCUGCUGCAAGAACCUGCUCAGCAACGUGAAGAAGGUGCCGGUGCCAGCUGGCCCGAGCCCGGACACCUUUGCCGAUGACAUGGCCUCAGGUCCCUACGUGCCCAAACACUACCCCUUCCUGCCCAUGGCCGAGAGCCACACAACAUCCUACCAGGCCUACAACAAGCUCUCCAGCGAGCAGAACUGGGCCAACCUCCACAACGAGGAGAACCUCGCGCUGGUUGGUGGCAGCAGAGCCCUGUCCAACCCCUAUAGCCCCAGGGAUGCCAAUGCCCCCACCCCAGAGGAGAAGCUGUGCAGCCGGCCCGGGAGCUCAGCCUCCAAAAAGCAGUAUGUCUAGUGCUGGGCUGGCCCUGGCUGGCUGAGGGGACCGUCCUCGGUCCCUUGUGCCUGCAGAGGUGCUGGCUGCAGGCAGGCAGCUGCCUCCUGCCCGUAUGGACAAGCUGCGCCCACAGAGACCAGCCUGCCCCUGGGACACGAUGCUCGGGAGCGGAGCCUCCACUCUCUCCUGUUUUCCCCACAGACCCUGCAAGGAAGGAAACUGCAGAAAGUUCCCCGGGACGGGCUGUCCUGCACUGCCGUGGGAAAGGGACAAAUCCCUGGGGCCAUGUGGCUGGGAACAGGCUGUCCCUGAGGCUGCUGCACCUCACGGGCCGCGGCUUGGCCGGACCCUGGGGCUUGCCAGAGCCCAUGCCGGGGUGAGAGCCGGGCGUGCGGCCGUGGGAAGCCACUUGCCUCCAGCCUCGGCACGGAGCGGGCUGAGCCCCGUGGGGCUGGGGCAGCGCUGCCGGAUGGGUACUGGCCACCAGCCCCGUCCUGUUCCCAUGACCCUGUUACAGAUCCAGCGGGGCCAGCGGCUCCUGUGCAGGGGUUCCUGCAGGAGCUGCCCCCUUCCCCUUGGAGCACGGGAGGGUUAAGCCAGAGGCAGCUCUCGGCCAGGGCUCUGCGGUGACCAGCACAUCCCGAUGGCUGCAGGGUCACUGCUCCGGUGACCCAGGAGUGUGACUCCCCCCUCGUCUACUGGCCCUGGGCCCAUUCCCAUGUCAUGUGUGUCUCUAAGUUAUUUUUAACCUGCUGGCCUGAGCAAGGAGCUUUCUGCCUUAAAGGUGCAGUUAUGCAGGGGAUCUGGGGAGCCAUGGCCAGGCACCCCUGAGCCCUGUGUUUCUUUGGGGAGGAAUUACCCCAGCAAUGGCUGGAUUGGGGGGGGUUAUUGGUUUUAUUACUUUGCACUAGUCAUCUCCUGCUGUGGGCUGAGGUGCCGGGGGGAUGGAAGAACCAACUGCUGCCACAUGAGCAGUCACCACGACCUCCCCAGCCCGUGGAUGCUGUGAAAGGGGAAGGUCCUGCUGUGACCAAGGGGCUGUGGGUCCUGCAUGACCCGGGUGUGAGUGUGGGCACUGCCCUCAGUGCCGGUUCCUUUCCCCCGUCAGACUCAGCGUUGCAUCUUGUUGAAUAAAGUUGGAUGAAUGACAAAA
Columba livia (rock pigeon) is the source of this 3699-nucleotide messenger RNA. RefSeq names its product gap junction protein alpha 4 (gene GJA4). The coding region runs from base 1533 to 2564 and encodes 343 amino acids. Gene Ontology annotation, molecular function: gap junction channel activity. The transcript has 2 exons. NCBI's taxonomy places the organism in Eukaryota, Metazoa, Chordata, Aves, Columbiformes, Columbidae. Gene Ontology annotation, cellular component: connexin complex. Gene Ontology annotation, biological process: cell-cell signaling. The record is from RefSeq and is a predicted model, not a curated record.